CCCAGAUCCAUGUGGUGAAAAGAAAAUGGCUGACAGGAACACAGGUCAUCGCGAUGAUAAUGUUAUGCCGUCCACGGCUGACGUUUCCAACGUGGCCACUAGGGGCAGUCCACGCUUUGGAGCCUUGAGUCACCACUCCUUCUUUUCCAGACACAACCCUCACCCACACAGAGUCACACACAUCCAAGGUCUGAAUGGGAUUCCAGUAUGCAUGGUGAAUGAUGACUGGUACGUGACCACCUCACUCUUCCCCCAUCCGCUCACCAAGAGCCAGGUAUUCAGGACUAGUACAGGAGCACCUUUCUCCCUGCCUGCAGGACACAGCGUGUAUGGGGGCAGAUACAGAACCGGACACAGAACAGCUCUGUUAUCAGAAGCCUGGAAAGAGGAGUUGAAAGAUCUGUCUGCAAAAAUCAGCAUUUCUACUCAGGACAGAAAGGACAAAAAAAAUGAGAAUCGAGAGGAGGGUCUGGUCCGGAGGAAGACCCAGUACUCGGCCCAGACAGGGAGGAUCAUCCCUCCCUCCUCUCAGACCCACCGUCACCCCCCUGCCCCGGCUCUGCAUGACCAGGAACUCAUGGUGCUGGAGCUGCUCUGUCAAAUCCUUCAGACUGACUCCUUAUCAUUGGUCCAGCAGUGGCUGCUGCUUGCAGGCCAGAGGGAGAAGGACCUGGUGAUGGGGUUGAUUCAACAGGCCAUGAAGGAUAGUGACUUCCCCAGGCAGCAGAGGUUGGCUGAGGGCGAAGAGCCCAGACACCAUCCACGCACCUCUUUGUCAGGCUGGGUGCUUACCAGCUGCGGACAUAGAAAACUAAGACUUCAUACCAGUUCAUCCCGAAUGCAGCUGCCAACCAGUAAGGAGGACAAACCAGAGAGGAUUGGAGAAGCAGAGGUCCUUGAGGUCCACCCAGAAAGCCCGAAACCCCCCGAAACUAAGAAACAUCUUCCCCAGGAUGAUCAGAAUGAGCAGUGUGAUCAGAAUGAUUAGACUUCCUUACAUUCUAAUGAUUCUGUUUUCAUAAUUUAAUGUGGUUAGUAGGAAGCCUCUUUCUGUAUUCAGAACCAUUCUCUGACUAGAUAUUCUGUAUGAUGUAACACCGUUGUCAUGGUUCACUUCUCAAACAAUUCUGAGCCAAUUAAAUCAGAUUAUUGUGCCCACUUUUGUUAGAUUUUAUUUGCUUGGCAUACGUUCUGUUAGGCAAUGUCUGGUCACAAUGUGUGUCUAGAUGCCUGAGACACGCAACGCCAGGCUAGGUUAACAGCAAACCGGAUAAUGACUUAGGUUGUUUAUUUCACAAUUAUCUUUUAAUUAUAUCUCUAAUUUAGAUAUCAAUAAAAUAAAGCCAUUAUUGAACUA
This is a messenger RNA of Coregonus clupeaformis (lake whitefish), 1357 nucleotides long. RefSeq names its product protein TBATA-like. The transcript has 8 exons. The record is from RefSeq and is a predicted model, not a curated record. Bases 26 to 988 code for a protein of 320 amino acids. NCBI's taxonomy places the organism in Eukaryota, Metazoa, Chordata, Actinopteri, Salmoniformes, Salmonidae.